Molecule: messenger RNA, 591 nt
Organism: Oryzias melastigma (Indian medaka)
Lineage: Eukaryota; Metazoa; Chordata; Actinopteri; Beloniformes; Adrianichthyidae
Product: cytochrome c oxidase subunit 6A, mitochondrial
Exons: 3
Coding region: 51-386 (111 amino acids)
Biological process (GO): mitochondrial electron transport, cytochrome c to oxygen
Cellular component (GO): mitochondrial inner membrane
Molecular function (GO): enzyme regulator activity
Source: RefSeq, a predicted model, not a curated record
AUCUGUGAUUCGCCAGAAAAGCAGGAAGAAGAAGGCGUUCAGAAACGAAAAUGGCGACCCUCGGACGCUUCACUAAUGUGCUGCUGCGGUCUUCUUUGACCCAAACUCGGCGCCAGCUUGCUGCUGCUGCUGAGGGACAUGGGGAGCAUUCAGCUAAAACUUGGAAGGUCCUGACUUUCAUCGUUGCUCUGCCUGGUGUGGCCGUGUGCAUGCUGAACACCUUCUUGAAGGAGACAAACCAUCCACACGAGCAGCCAGAGUUUGUUCCUUAUUCCCAUCUUCGCAUUCGCUCAAAGCGUUUCCCCUGGGGAGAUGGCAACAAAUCCCUUUUUCACAACCCACAUGUGAACGCUCUCCCUGAUGGUUACGAGGGACAUGACGAGUAAACCUUCCUGACUUCGUACAGUCACUCAAGUCCAUUGUCAGCAUCUGUUACAGGACCACACUCCUCCUUGCAGUUUACUCUUGAUGCUUUUGUCGCUCUUACUUCUGUGCUUUUGAAGCACCAAAACCCAAUAAUUCCACCUGUCUGGACCAUGAAACAAAAUGUCAGCUGCUAUUGAAUUGGCAUAAAUAAAUAUUGUUAACCUA